UUAUUUGCACUUGGUGUGGCACAACAUUACAACUUCGCCACUAAGCAAUCUUGAGCAAUCAACAUUCACGUGAAUAUUCAAUGUUCCUGAAAUUAUUUUAGCAAAGCAAGCAAAAUUUGAAACGCCAUCGAUAGACUAGUCCGCCCUGGACCGCUUAUCAACGUCAUCGCUCACGUCAAUAUUGAAGCCCUGCUAACUGCUACUACGGGAAAGAAGAGAUCCGCCCCCACUGCGUUCGAGCUUCAAAUACCCGCUAAAUCCAGCGGAAGAAAUCCAAACCAUCGUAACUAAACCCGAGCUCAAAUUUCUGAUUCAGAAAACAAAAAUGGCGACAAAAGACGAGGUGAAGCUGAUCGGGACGUGGGCAAGUCCCUUCGUUGCGAGAGCAAUGAUUGCUCUCAAUCUAAAGGGGAUCGAAUACGAGUUCCUCCCGGAGGAUUUGCUGAACAAAAGCGAGCUUCUUGUCAGGUCCAAUCCCGUGUACAAAAAGGUCCCCGUUCUCAUCCAUGGAGGCAAGCCAGUGUGCGAGUCCAGUAUUGUGGUGCAGUACAUCGACCAAGUCUGGUCUUCUUCCGGCCCUUCAAUCCUCCCUCCCACUCCUUACGAUCGCGCCAUCGCUCGCUUCUGGUCAGCUUAUGUUGACGACAAAUUGAUUCCUCAAAUUCGAGUGUUAAAGUGGGGUGAAGAUGAGAAUAGCAAAGCAGAGGCGAAAGAGCAAUUGUUCGCCGCAAUGCUGCAGCUAGAAGAGGCAUUCAUGAAGUGCAGUGAGGGGCAGAGCUUCUUCGGCGGCAGCACCAUUGGCUUGGCAGACAUCACCCUCGGUUCCUGUCUUAGUUGGCUAAAAGCUAUCGAAAUUAUAAGUGGAAUAAACUACGUAGACGGGAGGAAGACCCCUCUGUUGGUUGAGUGGGCGGAACGCUUCUGUUCCCACGAGGCUGUCAAGCAUGUGCUGCCUGAUGCUGAGAAAUUGGUGGAGUACAGAAAAGAUUUUAAGAUUCGACGUGCUGCUGCUGUUGCUGCUGCAUCCAAAUGAUUAUUUUUUCUUAAAGUUUGCUUCUUGGAAUCUGAAUGAGCGUAAAUGCUAUAUGCGGAAUUCAUUUGCGUGGGUUGGUGGAUUGGUGAUAUUUGAUGAUAUUAUAGUGUGUAUAUGUAUAUAUAAUGCUAAGUAAAAUUGAAUAUAAUGAGUUGCAAGUUAUUUUCUGGCUGAUUUUG
Molecule: messenger RNA, 1212 nt
Organism: Phalaenopsis equestris
Lineage: Eukaryota; Viridiplantae; Streptophyta; Magnoliopsida; Asparagales; Orchidaceae
Product: glutathione S-transferase U18-like
Exons: 2
Coding region: 326-1033 (235 amino acids)
Biological process (GO): glutathione metabolic process
Cellular component (GO): cytoplasm
Molecular function (GO): glutathione transferase activity
Source: RefSeq, a predicted model, not a curated record